AUGGUGCGCGCUUAUGGUACAGGAGUUUAUUGCAGUUAUACAGCUGAUUAUUCUUUUAGUUACUCGAGAAAAACGAAUAAUCUAUUAGCAUGUGCAGCCAUACCACAACAGGACGAAAAUGGAUAUAUUCAACAUCGUUAUGGAAAUAUUUUAGUUUUACCGACGGUAUCACGAAUAAUACCGUUAUUUUUAGUGGAUUUUGAGUAUCAAAAUAGAUCCGAGUUGAAUUAUCCUUGGUUUCAGCAACAACCAUUGGAUGAAUAUGAUGAAAGAAAACAAAGAACUGUUUGUUUAAGAAAAUAUUUUCAGAAAAUCUUAAAUUACAUGAAUGAUCAACAACGAAAUAACAAUCGAUAUCAAUCACGAAUAUUUGGUCUACAUGAGUAG
Molecule: messenger RNA, 387 nt
Organism: Rotaria socialis
Lineage: Eukaryota; Metazoa; Rotifera; Eurotatoria; Philodinida; Philodinidae
Source: the annotation of a GenBank genome assembly